Molecule: messenger RNA, 2367 nt
Organism: Folsomia candida
Lineage: Eukaryota; Metazoa; Arthropoda; Collembola; Entomobryomorpha; Isotomidae
Product: solute carrier family 22 member 15-like
Exons: 10
Coding region: 677-2242 (521 amino acids)
Biological process (GO): transmembrane transport
Cellular component (GO): membrane
Molecular function (GO): transmembrane transporter activity
Source: RefSeq, a predicted model, not a curated record
UUUAUUUCGAUAACAACUUGAAUUGAAAACAGGAAGUUUUUUGUUCCGUGGGUCGAUGUGGGUCGUGAAUAAAAAAAGUCAUACUGGAAAUAAGCGGUCUUUGGGUCGAACCAUGGUGAACCUCUUCCUGACUACAAAACGAUGCAUGGGCCUCGCUCAAAUAAUGCAUUCCUGCACAAACACGGACAAACUGUAAAUUCACAGCUUUGUUCCAGCAUAAACUGCCGGAAGUAAAAUUAAAGGGGUUCGCCUUUGUUAUCAGUAAAGGGUUAAGUACUCAUUGGUAGGUAUGACGGCAACCUUCCUUGACCUUGCUUCCGCCUUUUAGUCAGAGAUUAACAUUUCAACACGUAAGAGAUGAGCAAACUAAAUAUUAUGUAAAGUUGACUCUGUUAUGUCAUCAUGGAUUAUUGGACUGCAUGGUUUUCCAGCAGACAGACCAUCAGUCUUCUCAUUCGGACCUUAUUCCUCUCACAAAAUGGGAAUUGACAAGUUUUAGUGUCACUGACAGUGUCAAAUAAGGUGAAGAAAAAUGAGAUAAAGUCAAAUAAAAUAUAAACGAAUAAGUGUGGUGCCCAUCGGUCUGGAGGUUUCAGUGAAGUCAAGUCAUCACGACGGGAAGGAACGGAGAACAAGAAACGCUUCAAGAUAUAGACGAAACAAAUAGUGAAUAAAAAUGAAACCGGAGCUUAAUAAAAAGACGAAAGGGUUCGAAGAGGUUUUAGAAGAUUGUGGAGGUUUUGGCAAAUUCCAGUUUAUCGUGCUGGUAGCACUACUUUUGCCAGAGAUUCCGGCAGCGUUUGUGGCAUUUGCUCCCGUAUUUGUGGGCAGGUCAAUUGCUAACUGGAGUUGCGUGGUGGAUGGAAAUGGAACCGUAGAUGAAGUAUUUACCGGUGCGAUGUGUGAUUGUCCUGGAACAUUGUUGCUGAGUGAUGAGUCGUCCAUUGUGGCAGAGUGGGGCCUCGUGUGCCAACAUUCAUGGGUAUCCGAUUUCAUCACGAGUGUUCAAAUGCUGGGAAUGUUGAUAGGAUCGCUGUUUUCUUCACAAAUUUCAGAUUGGUAUGGAAGGAAAUGGGUGUACAUUGGGGUCUGUGGUCUCAUGGCGUUCGGUCAAGGUCUCUCCUCUCUGGCACCAAAUCCGGUAGUUUAUGCGGUCGCCAGAUUUUUUGCGGGAGCAGGAAUUUCUGGUUUCAUGGGGAUGUCAACCAUCUACCCGUUAGAAUUUAUGACGCCCAACUAUCGGCUCCUUAUCGGGAGUGUUGGUCCUUGGGGAGAGGGUAUCAUGCUGUUUGCUCUCCUCGCUUAUUACGUAGCUCCCUGGAGGAGCCUCCUCUUCUAUUCUGCCCUUCCAUUCAUCUUUGUGAUUGUCGUCGUUCCAUUCAUCCCCGAAAGCCCCCGUUACUUAUUGCGCCAAGGCCGAGUAGAAGAAGCGGUCCAGGUCGUGAGAAAAAUUCAGAGUGUGAAUCACGGUCGAAAUCACCAUCACGACUUAAUAACUUUCCAAACUUUGGAUGCGAUUUCGCGCGAGGAGGCAGCCCUGAGUGGAAGCGGAAGCAAUGGGAGGUUUUCAUACGUCGACUUUUUUCGAGAUGCGCAACUUCGCAGGAAGACGCUACUCUUGAUGGGGAUCUGGUUUUCUUGGUCCAUCGUCUACUUUGGGAUCAGUUACAAUAUCAAGAACUUACGGGGUGAUGCUUACCUCAACGUUGCCCUGAUGGGACUUUCAGACGCGUUGGGAUAUCCGGCUGCGCUCCUCAUUAACAAUAAAUUGGGCAGAAGAAAAUCUCUCGUCAUCUUUAUGUCUCUUGGGGCCUGCUUUCUCGUCCUUCUCGCCGGACUUGAGCUCUCUUUCGGGACCCUGAUGGACCCCGGCUUCGUCGCGUUUCUCACCCUUUCUGGAAAAUUCGGCGUUGCUGGGGCUCGCUCAGCAGCGAGGAUGUUAACCGGAGAAAGUUUCCCGACAUCGAUUCGCACCAUGGGCUACGGAAUUUCGGGCGUGACUGCCGGCGUGGGGGGAAUUUUCUCCCCGCAGAUCGCAUAUUUUGGAGCAUUAUGGUGGGGUCCUCUUCCUUUCGUUACAUUUGCCGUCAUCAGUGUGGGAGGAUCUUUACUUUCACUUCUUCUUCCAGAAACUGCGGGGAAAUUAUUGAGCGUAGAGAGCUCAGGGUUAAUCGCAGGCGGAACCAAAAAGGGAGGAGGACAUGAUAAAAAGAAGAAUUACAAGUCCACCAGUUGUUGCUAAGUAUAUUUGUAGGGGGUAAAUUAUUGUUGAUAUUUUUUAAAUGACGACAUCAUUGAAAGUCGCUGGAUAAUAUGUAAAUUAAUGCUAUGCACUUAAAAUGUGAAAUAAAUAAAAUAUUAAAAUGA